Molecule: messenger RNA, 1542 nt
Organism: Ailuropoda melanoleuca (giant panda)
Lineage: Eukaryota; Metazoa; Chordata; Mammalia; Carnivora; Ursidae
Gene: CHMP6
Product: charged multivesicular body protein 6
Exons: 8
Coding region: 1-597 (198 amino acids)
Biological process (GO): vesicle budding from membrane; late endosome to vacuole transport via multivesicular body sorting pathway
Cellular component (GO): multivesicular body; ESCRT III complex
Source: RefSeq, a predicted model, not a curated record
AUGUGGUGCCCCGGGGCAGGCGCCGAGGAGAAGGUGCUGCCCGCUCUCUCGCAGCAACUGAAGCAGCAGCGGGACAAGCUGAGGCUGUACCAGAAGGGGGUCGCUCGGCAGCUGGAGCGGGAGCGGGAGAUCGCCCGGCAGCUCCUGCGGGACGGGAGGAAGGAACGGGCCAAGCUACUGCUCAGGAAGAAGCGGUACCGGGAGCAGCUUCUGGACAAGACGGAAAACCAAAUCACCAGCCUGGAGACGAUGGUCCAGAGCAUUGAGUUCACCCAAAUUGAAAUGAAGGUAGUCGAAGGGCUGCAGAUUGGAAAUGAGUGUCUGAAAAAGAUGCACCAGGUGAUGUCCAUAGAAGAAGUGGAGCGGAUACUGGAGGAGACCCAGGAGGCUGUGGAGUACCAGCGGCAAAUAGAUGAGCUGUUGGCAGGAAGCUUCACUCAGGAGGAUGAAGAUGCCAUCCUGGAGGAGCUGAAUGCAAUCACUGAGGAGCAGAUAGAGCUCCCAGAGGUUCCUGCAGAGCCCCUUCCCGAAAAGAAACCAGAAAAAGUCCCCAGCGAGGCCAGGCCCAAGCAGGUGGAGCUGGUGGCAGCUUCGUAACUUGGCCUCCACUCGUGGGACUGGCGGGGACUCCCCGGCGACUGGGGCCCACAGAGUUUGGGUGCGUGGCCAGCCCUGACCCGGCUCCCAGGGGGCCGGUGCCAGGCCAGGCCGGUCAGGUGCUGACGGAGCAGCGUGGCACACACAGGGCUUGAUACCAGGAUGACUAUGGAGCGUUUCCCUGGCGCUGCUGUCUUGCUUUCAUUUCUGGAUUAGAUGGCAACAUUCAGACCCUCUGGCCAAACACAGCUUCUGACGCCAUGGUUCCCACGCGGCCACAGGCAGGCCCGACGCUCCUGGUGCUGGCCACACUCCUGUCCCUGGCCCCGCGAGGCUCCACAGGCCACCUUCUCCGCAGCUUGCUCUCCUUUGGAGGGCGCGUCGAAGCUAGCUUCUUGCCUGCCCUUUCCUCACUUCUCCCUGCUGCUCCCGUCAGCUGGCGGGCGGCUUCAGUUAGGGAGUCCCUGCCUUGGCCUGGCUUCCUGACCUGCCCAGUUUCCAUGUUGGCUCAGGGCUGGAAACCUCUCUUCUGCGUCGGUGUUCAGGGGUGUCGGGCCGUGCGGGUGGACACACCCUUGCUGGCUUGGUGACUGCAGGAGCCCCAACCAGUGCUUGUCACCAGCGGGAGCUCGGCCCCGCUACAAAGGGACGUUCCCGCAGAUCCAGCGGUCUCCCUGGGGUUCCCGGAGGUGCUGACGGGGGCUGCUCGGCACGUGCGACACCUGUUGCCUGGGAACCGGCCUGGCCCCUGGAGCUCUCCGACCCACCGUCUCUGAGCUGUCGGCUGCCGGGCGGAAGCUGUUGGGGGUGGUCGCGGCUUUUGAGUUGACGGUUCAUUUUGGUAUUAGACAAUCCCGAUGACAUCACCCUCCCAGCAAGAACAGAAAGAGGACCUCCCAGCCCCCCAACAGGUCAGCCCCAUAUUAAAGUUGAUGCCUGCAUGGU